AACCAGCCCCGCAGCCGCGCCCGGGCUCCGUCCCACUGCCGCUCCAGGAUCGGGUUUCCGACGGCCGGGGCGGGCGGUGCCGCCUCUCCGUGGGCAGCGCCGGCGGCGGGAGGGGCGCGUCCUCCGCCGGGGCCGCGGCAGAGCGGAGCGGAGCGGGCAGGUGCGGCGGCUGGGGCUGCGCCUGGAGCCGCGGCUGGAACCGGAGCCGGCAGGUCCGCGCCUCCCCGCGCUGCUCUCCGCCCGUCAGCAUGAAGGUCGAGUUUGCCCCCAUCAACAUCCCCCUAAAGAGGAGGAUCCAGACAGUCGCCGUGCUGCAGUGGAUCUUCUCCUUCCUCCUGCUGGGACAGUUUUGCUGUGGAUUCUUUGUGAUCCUGAUCCUGGGCAACUUCUGGUUCCUUGCUGUUCUGUAUCUGCUGUGGCUCUACCUCGACUGGGAAACACCAUGUGCUGGAGGCAGACGGUCCCAAUGGGUCAGAAGCUGGACUGUUUGGAAGUACUUUAGGGAAUACUUUCCCAUUCAUCUUAUAAAAACUUCAGAUCUGAACCCAAAUCACAACUACUUACUUGGCUUCCACCCUCAUGGGGUCCUGGUAGCUGGAGCCUUCGGAAACUUUUGCACCGGUACAAGUUUCAAAAAUUUAUUUCCUGGGCUUACUCCAUAUCUGCAUAUCAUGCCCAUCUGGUUUGGCUGUCCCUUCUUCAGAGAAUACGUAAUGAGUGCUGGAAUGGUUUCUGCAUCCAAGGAGAGUGUCUCGUAUGUGCUGAAUAACGAAGGAGGUGGCCACGCAUCCGUCAUUGUGAUCGGAGGAGCAGAGGAGUCUCUGAAUGCACAUCCUGGAAGCCUAACACUGAACAUCCUCAAGAGAAAGGGCUUUAUUAAAAUGGCCCUGAAACAUGGAGCUCAUCUGGUUCCGGUGUUUUCCUUUGGGGAAAAUGAACUAUUCAAACAAGUUGCAAACCCCAAAGGCUCGUGGCUCAGAAACAUACAGGAGAAGCUGCAAAAGAUAAUGGGCUUUGCUUUACCCCUGUUUCAUGCUAGAGGAGUAUUUCAAUACAGUUUUGGCUUAAUACCUUACAGGCAACCUAUUCAUACUGUUGUGGGAAGCCCCAUCCCUGUGAAACGGAACUUGAACCCCACCACUGAAGAGAUUGAUGAGCUACAUGCAUUGUAUCUACAGAAACUAAGGCAAUUGUUUGAAGAACACAAAAGAAAUUAUGGGGUCCCUGAGCAUAAAUCUCUCAUCUUCGAAUAGCAAAUUACAAUUGAAAUUCCAAAUCUCAUGGAAAGAAACAG
Messenger RNA from Pipra filicauda (Wire-tailed manakin), 1294 nucleotides. RefSeq names its product monoacylglycerol O-acyltransferase 1 (gene MOGAT1). NCBI's taxonomy places the organism in Eukaryota, Metazoa, Chordata, Aves, Passeriformes, Pipridae. The coding region runs from base 249 to 1253 and encodes 334 amino acids. Gene Ontology annotation, cellular component: endoplasmic reticulum membrane. The transcript is spliced from 6 exons. Gene Ontology annotation, molecular function: diacylglycerol O-acyltransferase activity. The record is from RefSeq and is a predicted model, not a curated record. Gene Ontology annotation, biological process: diacylglycerol biosynthetic process; triglyceride biosynthetic process.